AUGUCCUUCACUCGAAGUUAAACUAUUGAUGAGAAGAUACAAAGUCAGUCAAGCCCUAAGCCUAAUUUCAGUUUACUCCGUGACACAAACUAUUAAACCUCUGCCAAAGUUGGUCACAGAAGAAACCAAAUUAUUCGAAAAACCUCGACCUGAAGAACCGACACCGUCGUCCCCACUCUCUCUUCAUCUUCCUCUUCUCCACGACGACUUGUCGAAGACCCACACAUCAAAGCUUCUGAACCUCCAGCUGCCUCUCGAUGGCCGAUAAAGAACCAGAAGAAGGAACUAUGGCCACUCAUGCACCUCAAAUUGCCUCUCCGAUUCCUUCCGGCGAGCAUACUGUUUGGGCCGAUGUGUCGCCUCUUCUCGAAGCUGCCUGCGGAGAUCUUCAAGAUGGGGAACUUAUUCAUGGGGAUAAUUUCAAUCUUUUUUCCGCCAUGUCUGCUUUAGAGAUAAUGGAUCCAAAAAUGGAUUCGGGUAUGAUAUGUAAGUACUAUUCUGUUGACGAAGCUAUUGAGAAUGGUGCUGCUCCAAUUCCUCUGAGCUUUGAUAGAACGGUUGAUGUUCAGUGCACUAUUGAUAUCAUGGACCAUCUCCUAUCUUGUGAGGCAACAUGGCACAAGGGUCACUCAUUGGCACAGACUGUCUUCUCAUGCAUUUAUCUUUUGAGGCCUGAUAGAACAAGUUCACAUGCAUUAUUGCAUUCCUAUUGCAGUGUCAUUCGUGCAACUUGCAAGGCAGUUAUUGCAGUUGUUUCAGAUGCACGAACACAUGAAGAAGAGGAUCUUUUCAUAAUGGCAUAUGGUCUUCCUUUGAGUGGGGAUGGAGAUGACAAAUGCUUAUCAAUGCUAAAUGCUGUUGAAGAAACAAUUUGCCGCCAAUUGCGGGCUUGUAAAUCCCCAUUACUGAAAAAUAGAGCACCAGAAGAUCUAGAGCCGUUACAAAGUACUUUCGAUCUGGAAGAGCACUACUGUAGGGCUCUCUUAUGUCGACUGCGCUUCCGUAAGCAUUUUUACCAUGUCCUUGCAUGUAUGAGGCGGCCUCAGGGCAGGGGUUUAGAGUUGGCAAGAAAACAUAUAGCUUCCUGUUUGUUGGAGCUAGACUUGAUCCGCAAUUCAUCCACUUUUCUUAGCAAUAAUAGUUUUGGAAUUAGCAAAGAUGAUUUGGAGGAUAUGACAACUGCUUCAGGUCGUCAACCACUAGGAUUUGAUUCUAGUUUGAAUUGUAGAUUGUCUGCCCCUACUCCACCACGUGCAAUCAAACUACUAAGUUGGAAAAAGGCAUUAGAUUAUUUUGUGAAACUGCUUCAUGACCUUGAUAAUAUAUGUUCGUAUUCACUGGACCCAUUUCUGGAAGGUGUUUUCCGCUUUGUGGUUCAGUUCCAGAAAAGUCAUCCUGAUUUGGUUGCUCGAUCCCUCCUUCAGUUCCUUCUGGUUCAAGAUGGAAAGCUCUAUGGGAAGGAUCCUUUAUAUGCAGUGAUCACCAAAGCUGCAGGAUUGCCAGAAUCGGCCAAAAACCAUGAAAAUCAGAAGAACCAAUACAUUGUACAACUAGGACAGUUAGUGUUAAAUUUGCUCAAGGUACUUUGCACAAAUUCUGCAUGGCAAAGACGCAAGCUUGGCAAGAUAUUACAGGACUGGCGUGUAAUCUACAUGCAGAUGGAGAUGGCUUUCAAAAAGGAUUUCUCUGAAAUCUUGAGCAUAUCAAAUGGAGAGAAUGCAUGGAUGAAGAUUUUCCAACACAUCCUCAUUUGGGUAGAGGAGCAAACUUAUUGGAUUUCUUCGCGGUUCCUUGUCUUAGGUUUUGAAUUAGAGCUGUACUCCCCCGGCGAGUACUGCAUGGUAUAUUGGUACCUUUCUGUUGUUUUAAUCAAGCUCGUGGAGAAAAUACAUCUGAGAGCAUUGAUGAGCAAUGGAACUGGUAAACGAAAAGGAAAGAAAAAAGGAGCCUCAAAAGAUAUUGGGAAAGAUUUCCAAAUUCCACCUGCAGUGUCAUUUCUUCAGUGUCAAAUAUGUCUAGCUGAAGGGCUAGUAAUGAUGCUCGCUGCUUUGAGGAACGAACAUAUGAUUGCACAGAGUCCAAGCCCCUUCAAUAGCGAGUAUGAGAGAUUCUCUCAACAUUUUGAGCUUCUACAAAAGGCUUGCAUUCCCGACAACAUUACAUUCGAUUCAUACGAGCAAUCAACUUGCUUGGCUCGCAUUUCUGACCUGGUUACAUAUAAUUGCUUUAAGGAUGCCCAGAAGAUUGCAAAGGAAUUGAAGAGUAGCUUCUCAAACGACCCCGAAAAGCUUGUUGAACUCCGAAGGAUCGAGCAAGUCGCAGAGCACAACAGUGUUGCCUUGAACCUGAUCCACAAGGUAGGGGGCCUUGAUCCGUCGUUAAAGAUUUCAUUCGAGUUCAAUCACCACCCAUAUUUUGGUACUGCUCUAGUUAAAAGAUCUUGAAGCCUUUUCUCUAUUGGUCUGUCCCGUUUUCGCUCAUAAAGGUUACUUAGUCGGAGGUUUUGCAGCACAGAAUGUUUUAAAGGUAAUGAAGCCCAAGCCAUCCUCCUUUGGCACCUUGAGCGAAAUUUAUGUAUUCUUUAAUCAUUCCAUUUUCUUUAUCAUUUGUAAUUUUUACCCUUGUAAGGUAAUAAAACAUAUAGUUUCAAUUUUGAUUUCAA
Benincasa hispida (wax gourd) is the source of this 2662-nucleotide messenger RNA. RefSeq names its product MAK10 homolog (gene MAK10). Gene Ontology annotation, cellular component: NatC complex. Lineage: Eukaryota; Viridiplantae; Streptophyta; Magnoliopsida; Cucurbitales; Cucurbitaceae. Gene Ontology annotation, biological process: N-terminal peptidyl-methionine acetylation. The record is from RefSeq and is a predicted model, not a curated record.